UAACUGUAGCUAGUGUGCUAUACUGGAUUGGCAAUUUAGUCUGACAUGUGAUUUGAAUGUCCGGUUACCAGUUAGUGUGUGUGCAGACUGUUGCAAUCCAAGUAAUGGUUUGAAUAAGUGGAUUCUUAAAAAACAACCACUGUUUCCAAAGAUUUAUAGUGUUUCUUAAACUAUGGCACUCAAUGAGAGUGACUUUUGGAUAGAUACCGUUCGCUUCCUGUUUGAAUUGUUCUGUGAAGUGUCGCCCGGUGAUCACGUAAGAGAGCCCUACAUAGUGAGGAAAUACCCAGAGACUUACAAAAAUGAGGAAGAGUUGAAAAACAUACCAAAGUUUACAUUCCCAUGUCAGUUUGAAAACACAUUCGUCCAACAUUACUCGUUCGUGCUGACGUCGGUGGACUCCAAGUACACGUUCUGCUUCUGCCGCUACGACCCGAAGACGAACACGGCUCUGGUGCUGCUGUCCCACCUGCCAUGGCACGACAUCUUCUACAAGCUGCUGUCGUGCGCGGCGGCGCUGGCGGGCGGCGAGCGGCGCGCCGAGCUGGCGGCGUUCCUGGACGCGUGCCGCGCGCGCCCGCCGCCGCCCGGGCACGCGCUGCGCGUCACGUACGACGCCGGCCGCGGCGUGUUCGCGUGCCAGCGCCCCGACCACAAGCUGCCCACCAUCCCCGAGAACUGCAACCUCACGGAGUACUUCAGCGCCGUGGACGCCAAGUGCAUGGCGGGGCUGUGGGCGGCGCUCCUGCACGAGCGGCGCGUGGCCGUGGUGGCCAGCAAGCCGGCGCGGCUGUCGGCGUGCGUGCAGGCGGCCAACGCCACGCUGUUCCCCAUGUCGUGGCAGCACAUCUUCAUCCCCAUCCUGCCGCGCCACCUGGCGGACUACCUGCUGGCGCCCAUGCCCUUCCUCAUCGGCGUGCCCCGGUGCGUCAUGCAGACGGUGAGGAUGUCGGAGGUGGGCGACGUGGUGGUGCUGGACGUGGACGCCAACGAGCUGAGGACCCCCUUCCGCGACCUGGAGAGCCUCCCGCAGGACAUGGUAGCGAGCUUGCGGCGCGCGCUGAGCGACAAGCACGCGCUGGGCGACGCGGUGUCGCGCGCCUUCCUGCGGGCGCUCGUCGGCCUCAUCGGCGGCUACCGGGACGCCAUUCGAAUCGAAAAAGGUCAACUGAUAACCUUCAAUCCGGAAGCCUUUGUUAGAACGAGAAAGCAUAUGCAACCUUUCUUGAAAAAAAUACUGCAGUCUCAGAUUUUUCAGCAGUUCAUCGACGAAAGGCUGGAGCUGUUAAACUCGGGGCGCGGCUUCAGCGACGAGUUCGAGGCCGAAUGCAACGUUGCGGGCGCGGCGCCGCGCACGCGCACGCACUACCGCGAGUGGGCGCGCGCGCUGCGCAAGGAGGGCGGCGCGCUGCUGCGCUCCGUCAAGGACAAGGCGAACCCGGCAGUACAGUCGGCUGUCAAGACGGUACGUCAGGGCGGCAAAAACAUGAAGUCGGCUGUGAAGGGGUUAAAGAACAAGAUGCCUAAAACAAGUUCGAGACCAUCCUCCAUAAACACCAUCGACGAAAGCAGGCUGUCGAGCGAGUCGUCGUCGUCGUCGGGCUCGCCGUCGGGCUCGCCGCCGCGCUCGCCCGCGCCGCUGCCGCUGGAGCUGCUGUCGGAGAUGGAGCUGCUGCUGGGCGGCGCCGGGCCCAGCGCCGCCGAGCGCGCCAAAACUCUGACCCCCUGCCCCCCUCCCCGGCCCGCGCCCCCCCUCCGCUACCCGAUCGUGUCGACGCGCACGCUGGUGGACGUGUCGGACGCGCCCGCGCCGCCGCCGCGCGCGCACGCCGCGCCCGUGUGCGCGCGCCAAGAGACGCGCAGCGCGGGCGUGGCGGGCGCGCGCGCCAGCACGCUGCGCUUCUCGGGCGACGCGCUGCGCCUCACGCUGUCCAGCCGCGCGCCCGCCGCACGCGCGCCGCCGCCCGCCGCGCCGCAGCGAGUCCGAGAAACACACGACCCGCUCGGACGUCGGCGGGAUCUGAUAUCCGGCAGACCGACACCGUGCGCGCUGCGACCUCUAGUGGCCGCGCUACACUGGUCGCAGCUGGGCGCGUAUCAGCGACCCGAAGCUCGUUGCGCCGUGUUGCAGCCGGGCGGCGCGGACCUCAUCUCGCUGGGCGAGCCGGCGCGCGCCUCCGACAGCGCGCUGCUGCACGAGUACGGCCUGGACUUCAGCCGCUUCGGCCUGGCCGAGCCCGCGCCCGCCGCGCCGCGCGGCUGGACCACCUUCGACUAGCCGGGAGCGGAGCCCUCGUUAGACUCGAACGAGGCGCACCUGUGGAUCCGCGUCGGCUACGGGGAACCCGAACUCUACAGUCGCCGUGACCGAUUGUAAAGAAAGAAUUUAGCUAAAUCGCCCACUACCAAACUACCGAAUAUACGAGGGGCCUUGAAUAAUAAUAUUUUAAAUCAAUGAUACGCUUUCUCUAGCAACUAAAUUAAAUGUUAUUUACCUCGCGGCGAAAAUUUGAUUGUAUACUGUACAUAACUAUGUAAUGUUACACAUAUCAUUCUAAGCUGUAUAUUUCGUAGACGAUUGUUUUUAUUAUAUACAUAUUGUAAAGAUGAAGUCGUUUAGUGCUUCUAGUUCUUCCUAUUUGUUAUCGUUUCGUUGUUGAAUCGUGAUGUAUUUGUCUUCGUCUCGUCUACUGAGAAGCGGUCCGUGCGGUCGCCGGCAGGCGCGACAAAACGAAGACGACUGAAAUGAUUUUGUUAAUUGUAAAAAGCAAUAUUGUAUGAAUUAAUUUAUACUUAUAUUAUAAAUCAUGGUCUGUAUGUUUGAACUCGAAUCUCAAGACUACUAGCUCUGGCCCGUGACUUUAUCCUUGUUUGUUUAUUUCGUUUGCUCGGGCUAAAGACUGCAAAAUCUAUCUGUAGGGUGCUAGCUAUAUUAAUGCGAAAUUGUCAAUUCUAGCGAGUUCAAACGUACAGCACUAUGGUAUGAAUAGGUACCAAUAUAUUGUAUAUAUUGUUUAAUGUACAGAUGCAAUUUUAAAUUAUUUGAUGACGUUUUGUCUCUUAUGUACUAAUUGAACGUAUUUUCGUGAUUGAAAGCAAUAAAUAUACAUUAGUUAGUGAUACUUUGUAGCAGAACACCGUCCCGGCCGGGCUGCGCCAAUGGAAGACUAUCUCCCGAACUCAAGUUGUCGUGGUCCGCGCCUCCGACUUGAGGCCCUUUGUAACGUAACGGAGGCUGCGGUACUCACCUAGGCGCUACCUCCCGAAGGCGCCCCGACCGGCCGGUGUGAUAUAUUUUGAAGCAGAGUAAGAUGGAGUUGUUAUACUCUGGUAGCCUUGAGACGUGCGGCGACACGCUGUCCACUGGGAGGCGGGCGAGCUCCGCGACCGAACGCUCGGAAUCUACGAUGUAAUAACGUAUGCCUUUAUAUUUAACCAACGUAAUAAAAUCGAAGUACAAGUAGCUGUCUUUAGAUUAAAAUAUAUUAUCUCGUAUAUUAUUUUUAACUGUAUUUAAUUAUU
Molecule: messenger RNA, 3522 nt
Organism: Pararge aegeria (speckled wood butterfly)
Lineage: Eukaryota; Metazoa; Arthropoda; Insecta; Lepidoptera; Nymphalidae
Product: DENN domain-containing protein 1A
Exons: 15
Coding region: 173-2278 (701 amino acids)
Biological process (GO): endocytosis; endocytic recycling
Cellular component (GO): cytosol; intracellular membrane-bounded organelle
Molecular function (GO): guanyl-nucleotide exchange factor activity; phosphatidylinositol phosphate binding
Source: RefSeq, a predicted model, not a curated record